CAGUCGAUCAUUAUGGCCACUAGUUGGCGCUAUUAUAACAUUUACCAGCUAACACAACCGUAGAAGAAUAUCACAAGGAGGAUUUCAUACACUAGUUACAACAAAUCUCUCCAAAUUUGAUGGCGGAGAGAUUUUACAAUGGAUAAACACAAGAAACCAUUUGACGUGACUGCCUCUUCGCUGGUGGACCUUAAAGCUGAGCUGUACAGAAAGCAGGAACAAUUUAAACAGCAGCGACUUGGACAAGAAAGUUCUAGCACUGAACACAAACCAAAACCCAAAGUCAAGAAACCAAAUGUCUGGGUGAAGCAAAACUCUGGAGUUGCGGCAAGAGCUGAGAAAGAUGCGGAGCAGCUGGCCGAGGAGCAGACAAGCUUGGAUAAUGCAAAGAGAAAGCUGGAGGAGAAAGCCAAACUUUACGAACAGAUGACAAAAGGAAGCUUUCCAGAUGAAGAAACUGAGGGAUUGUAUCUAGUGGACUUUGCGCAGAAGAUUAUUGACAACAGAAGAGGGGGACACGUACAGAAGGACACUGUCAGUGACGAGGAGGAAACAGGCAGGUUGUCGCCUGUUCCCCCUCCUCAGCACCCAGAUGAAGAAUGGGUGGACUUUGUAGAUGCUUUGGGACGAUCUCGAAGGUGUAUGAAGAAAGACUUGCCAGAUUUUAUGAAAAUGGACCGCGACUUCAAUGGAAAUGGAAAAGUCUCUGCCGACUUGCUGUCAGAGGACAUGCGCAGAGAGCUGCAAAGACGAGAGUGGGAACGAGAAGAAGAGGAAGCCAUGAAGAAGCCCGUUGGACCUGUCCACUACGAGAACAUCAGGGCUCAGGAGGCUCGAGAACUUGGCGUUGGCUACUUUGCUUUCUCUCACGACGAGGAGAACCGCAGAAAGCAGAGGGAAACUCUGGACAUGCUCAGGGAUCAGACGACCGACCAGCGGAGCAAGCGAGAGCGACUGAAAGAGAAGAAGAAGGCCAUGCUGCAGGCGAGGCUGACCAAAAUCAAGCAGAGGAAGCUGAAGGCCAAGGGUGUCAUUGUAGAGGAAGAGCAGCUUGCAGAGGAAAAUGAAGAUGAGGACGUGGCGGAGCCCUCGCCUCAAAUCAGGGAUCCACCAGAGGUCAGCACGGUGAAGAAGGUGGAAGUGGAGAUCCAGGAAAGAAGGGACACCAAACCUGGAGUCCCUCACGUCCGAGAGUGGGACCGAGGCAAAGAAUUCAUGUUUAGUGAGUGGAAAAGCCGGCGCCAGUCAGAGCGAGAUUCUGAGUUUGCACCUCCCGCCACGUAUUUUACCGACCAGAAGCGACCAAGACUUGCAAAGACUCAAAUACCAGAGAAGAAAAAUGUCCCAAUGUCCUUCAUGAGGACACAAGUCCCAGGUGGGAGCACUGAAAGCCAAGAUGAGGAUCCACGCCCACCCCCCGCAGCUGCCCCCUCACAUCCUCCGCCACCACAAAAUCCCCCAACCCAGCCACAGCCUCCGCCGCCAUGUCGCCCUCCAGCUCCCCCCGCCAACCUCCAAUACUCACUUCCUCCUUUUUACCCCCCAUUUGCUCCUCCACAGUUUCUCCACCCACCUUACCCAUUUCCCCAGUCCCCCCUCCGCUACCAAAACCAGUAUCCCCCUCAGUGUCCGCCACCAGUGCUGAGCCAGUUCCAGCCCCGGGUGCCCCUCCAACCCGCUGUGCCCGACCAGCCCCACGCGCCACCCAAAGCCACAGAGCCCAGCCCGCCUGAGGCAACUCCUCAACCAAGUGAGCCUGACCAGGCUCAGGAGCCACCUCAGGGGCCUUCCCAAAGUCUGGACGACAUGCUGGCCUUCUACAGGAACGCCACCUGAUACCUUUGUGUAGGAAAAGGGAUAUAAAAAAAAAAAAAAAAGUAAAUAUAGGAAACUAUAACACACACAUUGGGAAGCAACUGUAUCGCCGUCAAUGAUAUUUGUCACAUUUCCCCCCUCAGAAAUAUGUCACCUCUGUGGUUUAAUUAUUUAAUAAAUAGACUGAUUUAA
Molecule: messenger RNA, 2007 nt
Organism: Syngnathoides biaculeatus (alligator pipefish)
Lineage: Eukaryota; Metazoa; Chordata; Actinopteri; Syngnathiformes; Syngnathidae
Gene: ccdc174
Product: coiled-coil domain containing 174
Exons: 11
Coding region: 139-1836 (565 amino acids)
Cellular component (GO): nucleus
Source: RefSeq, a predicted model, not a curated record